AUGGAUCCCGCCUCGUGCUCAAACUUCGACGAAGUCCUUCCCACGCAUUAUUCUUUGAAUUGGACGGUCGAUUUCGACAAAGAGCUCAUUCAUGGAAAUGUGGUCAUUGAUUUGAAAGUGAAGAAGGAUACGUCAAAAUUGGUUCUUGACGGUUCUGGACUCACAAUUUCCAAAAUCUGGCUUGAAGGAAAUCAAGACGAGUUGAAGUUUUCCGUUGCUGACUAUGCACCAUUCGGGCAAAAGAUCGAAGUGGUGGUGCCAGAGCUUAAAGCUGACACAACAAGUAAGGUUCGAAUCGAAUACGCAACAUCGUCGCCUCCCUCAGCCGUUCAAUUUCUGUCAGCGGAACAAACAACUGACAAGCUGGCUCCCUACUUGUUUUCUCAAUGUCAAGCAAUUCAUGCUCGUUCGUUGAUGCCAUGCAUGGACACUCCCUCUGCCAAAGCUUCUUAUGAUGCCACUGUAUCAGUUCCCGCCGGUUUAACUUGUGUCAUGUCGGCUGUUGGUGAUAAAGUGAAAGAAGAGAGUGAUAGAGCUGUGUUUUUUUAUGAACAGAAGAUACCCAUUCCAACGUAUCUUUUGGCGAUUGUUGUUGGCAAGAUCGUCAAGAAGGACAUCAGUGAAAGAUGUGCUGUUUGGGCCGAGCCAUCACAAAUCGAUGCGGCACACUGGGAAUUUGAAGAAACCGAGAAAAUUCUGACUGUCGCUGAGAAUCUGGCUGGACCAUAUCAAUGGGGACGCUAUGACCUUAUGGUUUUGCCAUCAACUUUCCCUUAUGGAGGCAUGGAGAACCCGUGCAUGACUUUUAUCACGCCAACACUUUUGGCUGGCGAUCGAUCUUUGGUGAACGUUGUGGCACAUGAGAUUUCUCAUUCAUGGACUGGAAAUUUGGUGACUAAUGCAAAUUGGGAGCAUUUCUGGCUAAACGAGGGCUUCACCGUGUUUCUUGAGCGAAAGAUACACGGCCGGAUGUAUGGUGAACAAGCCCGACAAUUCGAGAGUGAAUGCGGAUGGGAGGACAACAUGCUGCCAACGAUCAACAAAGUUUUCGGGCCAACUCAUGAGUACACAAAGUUGCUUCAAAAUCAAAAAGGAGUUGAUCCUGAUGACGCAUUUUCUUGUAUCCCUUAUGAAAAGGGAUCCGCUUUCCUAUUUCACCUUGAGCAAACGCUUGGGGAUAACGCUCGUUUUGAGGAGUUUCUACGCGCUUACAUCGCUAAGUAUGCGCACAAAUCGAUUUUCACCGAUGAUUGGCGCUCUACUCUAUAUGAAUUUUACAAGGACAAAACGGAUGAGCUGAACAAAAUCGAUUGGGAUCAAUGGUUGACUGCACCCGGAAUUCCACCCGUUCGACCAAAGUACGACUCAACCUUGAGAGAUAUGUGCCGCCGUCUUAGUGAGGCUUGGCUCAGUGACAGUCCGCCAACAACUAGAGAUGAUUUUGAGAAAAUGAUUAGCAGUCAAAAAGUGGCUGUCAUCGAUGUAAUUCGUGCAAAUGGAAAGAUGUCCGAAGAUAAAUUGACCAAUAUCACUUCAUUGUACAAUCUUGAUAAAUCGAAAAAUUCCGAGUUGAAGUUCUCGUGGCUGAUGAUGGGAAUUGAGAAUCAAUGGACUCCAUCGGUUGUUCCAGCUCUCGCUUGGGUGCUAACAGUAGGUCGGCUCAAAUACUGCAAACCAAUUUACAAAGCACUUUUCGAGUGGCCAUUCAGCAAGACUCGUGCAAUCGAUCAAUUCAAGGCAAACAUUAGCCACAUGCAUCCGAUCACGGCUUCGAUCAUCUCGAAACUGCUUCCAAAG
This is a messenger RNA of Mesorhabditis belari, 1797 nucleotides long. Lineage: Eukaryota; Metazoa; Nematoda; Chromadorea; Rhabditida; Rhabditidae. The record is from the annotation of a GenBank genome assembly.